UUAAAUAGUUUUAGUUCAAGCUGAGAUUGUUCCUUUUGUUACCGUGUUUUUCUCGCUUUAUGCGCAGUAUCAUCGAUUUGACAGAGAAGAUUGGGCCGCUUGAACUGCCAACGAAUCAAACGGGCUCAAUAGAAGUCGCCGAUCUAUCCUUAACAGGAGAAAUGGGUUUGUGGGGAAAAGGCUUGUUACUGAGAGAUAAUUAUUCGGCAAGAACGAUAUGCGCUUCGAUCACGGUACUUGAGAAAAACGUUGAGAAGUUUGCCCAGGCGCGUUUUCUCGGUCCUGUGGGUGGAACAGUUCUGUUUCGAUGGCUGGGCGGCCAGGCGAGCGAUGAGCCUACCGACAUGAUCAUACAUGCGAAUUUACAUCACGUUCACAAACAAAAAUUACAAUCAAUAAGUUAUACUGAACAUCAUUGGAAAAUAUACGUUACCGAUAUCUUCGAAACCAGCAAAGGUAAACAUCCGUAAUGGCAAAUUUUACGUUUUCAACUGAUAAUCCUUUUAUUUGCA
This is a messenger RNA of Ooceraea biroi (clonal raider ant), 512 nucleotides long. RefSeq lists its product as uncharacterized. The record is from RefSeq and is a predicted model, not a curated record. NCBI's taxonomy places the organism in Eukaryota, Metazoa, Arthropoda, Insecta, Hymenoptera, Formicidae.